ACUUUGAACCCGCCCUAGCAGACCCGGCCAAUCGAGCGCGGCUCUCUCGUGACUACGGUCUCCUAGUCGUGCUUUCCCAUGUGGGUUUCCCCGAGUGAGAGUCCGUCCGCUUUCUCCGGAGGCCGGGUAAGGAGCUGGAGGGAACAGUGGAAAAAUUCUUCCAGAUACGCCCAAUGUCUCUGGAGAGGCAACUGAGGUUUUCCGAUAGGAUUUAGUGAUUCCUGCCCUUUCCCAAUGGCAUCACUGGUGGCCAAAGACUCCUACCUGCAGAAUCUAGCCAAGAAAAUCUGUUCCCAGCAGAGUGUGGAACCACAGAAACGGAAAUGGGCUCCCAAAUCUGGUGAUCUAGAAACCACUGGACCUCCAAAGAAAAAGAAGAAGGAGAAGAAGGAGCAGAAAAAGAAAUCCCAGAAGCAGGAUGGAAAGGCCAACAGGAUCCAGAAUAAGUCCUCUGACAGCAAAUCUGAAGCUCCUAGAGCCAAGAACCCUGCCAUCACAAGGGAGCAGGCAGGUUCCAGGCCCAAUGGAGGCCCCACAGUUGUUUCUUCCAGCAAGCCAGUCUCCUUCCUAGCCAUGGAUAUUCUGCGCCAGCGGCUGCAUGAGAAAAUAAAGGAAGCUAGUGGUCAGGGCCACACCAAAGAGCUGUCUCCUGCAGCCCUGGAGAAGAGGCAACGGAGAAAGCAGGAGCGGGAGAGGAAGAAGCGGAAACGCAAGGAGAUCAGGGCCAAGGAGAAGGCGGCCAAGGCCGAAGCUCAAGCUGGAGCCAAGGAGGCUGGCCCAGAGCCCCCACAGGAGGAUCAACCGAGUGUGCCUGAACUGGUGUUUAACAAAUUGGAGGUGAAUGAGGGGCCGAUCAGCAAGGCCCAGAAGAAGAAGGAAAAGAGGCAGCGCGUGAAGGGGAACCUGACCCCUCUGACGGGGAAAAACUACCGACAGCUGUUGGAGCGUGUGCAGGCCCGCAAGAACAAGCUCGAGGAGCUGAAGGAGCAGGAUGAGGAGAAGGCCCGGGAGAUGGAAACCAAAAUGAAGUGGACAAACCUUCUAUACAAGGCCGAAGGCGUGAAAAUCCGGGACAAUGAAGAGCUGCUGAAGGCAGCCUUGAAACGCAAGGAGAAGCGCCGGGCCCAGAGGAAGCGGCAGUGGGAGAAGCGCACGGCCCAUGUGGUGGAGAAGAUGCAGCAGCGGCAGGACAAGCGGCGCAAGAACCUGCGCAAGAAGAAGGUGGCCAAGAUGGAGCGUCGCAAGGCCAAGGCUCGCAAGAAGGGCCGCAUCCUGCCUGAGGACCUAGAGAAAGCCGGGCUCAACUGAGGGGCGGCGAGACUGCCACUGCUCCAGAUCUGUCCUUCCCAAGGGCAGCCACACAUCUCCUUCUGGCUCUGGAUUCCCGCCUAUGGCUGCCCCACACAGCAGAGCGAGAGUCUCGCGUGUUAGUGUCUGCUCUGUGUGGGACGUCAGUCCAGGAACUGGAGAGUCAAUGAGAAAAACUAAAUGCAGUCUGUCUUCCAGAAGUCUCCUAAGACACAGCUCAAAUCUUUCAAAAAGCCUUUGGCUUAAUGCUGUCCUAGCUCUCCAUGCCCAGGGGUGUCUUCUGGUAUCUAUUUUCCUUCCCUUCUUUCCCCUCCAUUCCCCACUUCCCACUAACCUUCAGCCCAUCUCUAGGGCCUCUGAGCCAGGUGACACAAGAGCCCAACAUCUGGCUCAGCGGGGCACAGUGCUCGGAAUGGUGUAUAUGGGCUGACUGCAGGUUCUCCAGUCCUGAGGGGAAUUCACCUAGCUGGUCCAGGAGGGAGGAGUAUAGGGCAGCUCAGGGAUUUCUUAAACUUCUUGAACUCUAGAGAAAGCCAAUAGAAUAGUCUCCUUAUCUACACUUAAUAUUUUUUCUGAAUUUCUUUUUUAUUGUGAACUGGACAAGGAUCAGUAAACAUUUUUUAUAUUUUAAAAAAAAAAAAGAAAUGAUGAUCAUAUAUGAAACCAUGAAUCUCUGUUAUACUUAAAGUUGUAGUGGUUAAGCUUUUUUUUUUUUUUUUUUAAGCUUUUUAUUUACAAGA
Messenger RNA from Sarcophilus harrisii (Tasmanian devil), 2048 nucleotides. RefSeq names its product surfeit 6 (gene SURF6). Bases 235 to 1308 code for a protein of 357 amino acids. The record is from RefSeq and is a predicted model, not a curated record. Gene Ontology annotation, biological process: ribosomal large subunit biogenesis; ribosomal small subunit biogenesis. NCBI's taxonomy places the organism in Eukaryota, Metazoa, Chordata, Mammalia, Dasyuromorphia, Dasyuridae. Gene Ontology annotation, molecular function: DNA binding; RNA binding. The transcript is spliced from 5 exons. Gene Ontology annotation, cellular component: nucleolus.